GCCUCCGUACCCUGCCCCGCUCACUCUCAGGUCGCUCCCAGGAAGGCAGCGUGGGCUUCCCCCCACUCCCCGGCUGGUUCCUUGGCCCAACCCCACAUGCUGGGACAGGGCAUGUUCAUCUGGGAGGAGAAGAUCAGCCUGCCCUGGCUGCCUGGCUGCAUCUCCAAGCUCUGGGAAUCCCCCCGGCUGCCAGCACUGCCCUGCCCCAGCAGCUAUGACAGGAUGCCCAUCUGCGCUGUCUCCCCGGAGUGCCCAGUGAGCCAGAUGCCCAUGGAGGGGCGGGACAAGGCCCCCGGCCAUGCGCCGGCCCGGGAGGGUGAUGCCCUGCGAGUCAACCAGCUGCACAACAGCAACAACAACGCCUCGCUGGGGGGCUGGCUGGGCCGCAGGGGCUCCCGCUCCCUCUCGCCCUUCGGCCCCCGGGCCUCUGUUGGUGCCAACCAUAAGCUGAGCUACCUGGAGCGCGUCGUGCUGGAGCUCGUGGAGUCGGAGCGCACGUAUGUGCAGGACCUGCGCAGCAUUGUGGAGGACUACCUGGGGAAGAUCAUUGACACCGAGGAGCUGCUGCUGCAGCCGGAGCAGGUCUGCGCGCUCUUUGGGAACAUCGAGGAUAUCUACGAACUCAACAGCGAGCUGCUGCAGGACCUGGACAGCUGUGACAGCAACCCCGUGGCUGUGGCCAGAUGCUUUGUGGACAGGAGCCAGGAUUUCGAUAUCUACACCCAGUACUGCAACAACUACCCUAGCUCGGUGGCAGUUCUGACCGAGUGCAUGAGGAACAAGCACCAGGCUAAGUUCUUCCGCGAGCGCCAGGAGCAAAUCGGCCACGCGCUGCCCCUGGGCUCCUACCUGCUCAAGCCGGUCCAGAGGAUUCUCAAAUACCACCUGCUGCUCCAGGAGAUCGCGAAGCACUUUGACCUGGAGGAGGCCGGCUACGAGGUGGUGGAGGAGGCCAUCGACACCAUGACCUGUGUGGCCUGGUACAUCAACGACAUGAAGCGCAGACAUGAGCACGCCGUGCGGCUGCAGGAGAUCCAGUCCCUGCUGCUGCACUGGAAGGGGCCGGAUCUGACGACCUUCGGGGAGCUGGUGCUGGAGGGCACCUUCCGGGUGCACCGCGUGCGCAACGAACGCACCUUCUUCCUCUUCGACCGCACCCUGCUCAUCACCAAGAGACGGGGCGACCACUUUGUCUGCAAGAACGACAUUCCGUGCUCCUCCUUGAUGCUGAUCGAGAGCACCAGGGACUCGCUGUGCUUCAGCGUAACCCACUACAAGCACAGCAAGCAGCAGUACAACAUCCAGGCCAAGAGCGUGGAGGAGAAGCGGGUCUGGACCCACCACAUCAAGAGGCUCAUCCUGGAGAACCACCACGCCAUCAUCCCCCAGAAGGCUAAGGAAGCGAUCCUGGAAAUGGACUCCUCCCACCCCGCUCGCUACAGAUACAGCCCGGAGCGGCUGAAGAAAGCGAAGUCGUGCCAGCCCAUGGAUGAGGUGCCCCCGCAGGCACGGCAGGGGCGCCGGCAGUCGGAGCCUGCCAAGCAGAUUGUCAAGCAGCUGGGUGAGAAAGCAGGACUGAAGCACGCCGACAGCGCCGGAGCCCUCCUGGAGACCGGGGCACCCUUGCAGCUCCUUGGCAGCGCUUGGCAGCUGGCUGAGGGCGAGGGGGGCGCGGAGGAGGAGGAGGAAGCAGCUAUGGGGAAGGAAGAAGAGCAGGCCCUGGGGCAGGGCUCACUGGAGGAGCUGCCUGUGAGUGACAGCAGCGAGAAGGAAGCCGGGCCGGAGGAGGAGGAGGGCCCAGUGGGCGAGGAGCAGGUAGCUGACUUUGCGAGCUUCCUGCUGGCGGCGCUGCACGGCUGGCACUGUCGGGCCAACGCUUUGCUUUUCUCCUGGGGCCGCACGGGCAAGGGGCGCAAGGGAAGCCAGGAGCCAGGGGGCCCUGAGAACCGUUGCAGUGCAGAGACGGCCUCGGCCAUCCUGGAGGCUGCCCCAGAGCCCAGUGAGCUGCACGAGGAAGAGCACCCAGAGGAGUCCCCCGAGACUGCGAGCACCCCGGAGCUGGCCCAGCCGAGGGCGAUGGAGCUGGAGCAGAACCUGGCCAUGGUGGAGAACACGGAGGACCUCAAAGCCAUGAGCAGCGAGGAGGACGAAGAGGAGGAGGAGACCAGGGCGAGGAGCAUUCUGCCCCCGUCCGUGCUGGACCACGCCAGCCUCAUCGCCGAGAUGUUCGCCAGCAGCUUCUCACGGCGCAGCAGCCUGGCGCUGGAGGAGGGCCGGCCCGGGGGCUUCCUGACACCCAGGCUGGUCAGCCGGAGCAGCAGCGUGCUGAGCCUGGAGGGCAGCGAGAAGGGGCAGGGCCACAGCAGUGCCGCUGACUCCCAGGGCCGCGUCUCACCGCAGGGCUCUACCCGCAGCGGGACCGCUUCACCCAGCCCCUUGGAGCCCGAGCGCACCCCCUGCCCCAGGAAAGAGUCCAUGCUCUCCCGGCAGGACCGGCUGCUGCUGGACAAGAUCAAGAGCUACUACGAGUGUGCAGAGCACCGUGAUGCCGGCUUCGGCAUCCGGCGCCGGGAAAGCCUCUCCUACAUCCCCAAGGGGCUGGUGAGGAACUCGGUCUGCCGCCUCAACAGCCUCCCUCCCCCGCCGGAGCAGCACACCAACACCAGGUGGGGAGUGGGCAGCGGCAGUCGGACAGCUGCCUGGGUGCUGGCGGGCGUCCCCACCCCAGGGCCCAGGGCCGAGCCCAGCACCCCCGUCGGCGAGGAGGAGUUCCGCCCACCCGCCGAGAUGAUCAAGGUGUGGGAGGGCAUGGAGAAGAGCACCAGCCAGCCCUGCCCGGAGGAGGGCAGCAGGGAGGGCACAGCUGGCGCCGCUGCCGCGUGGCCUCUGGGCAGGAGCCAGGAAAACGGCUUGGACCUGCACGAGCCGCUGCUCAUCCUGGAGGACGAUGAGCUGAGCGCCAUCGCGGAGGAAUCAGCCAACCCCUCGCCCGAGAGCCGGUCCCCCACAGAGCGAGCGGGGCCCACCAGGCUGGCCAGCCAGCUGCAGAGACUGGUGCAGGAACUGGGCCACCCUGCCAAGCCGCGCCCCCGGGUCCCGCCGCUCUCAGAGGCCAAGCUGAGCGAGCACCUGAAGAACAAGGUGUACCAGCUGGCGCGCCAGUACAGCCUGCGCAUCAGGAACUGCCAGCCAGCCGGGCACAGGCGGCUUGCCAAGCUGGAGGAGCUGCGGAGCUGCGCAGCACCCCCCCCAUGUGACGAGCACCAGGAGGUGAAGAGAAGUACAGGCCCGCAGAAGCCGGCACUCUCUCCCAUGACCUUUGAGCAGGCGGUGCUGCAGGAGUACAGCCCCCGCACGCCGCGCUCUGCCACCGCCUCCUCGCAGGACAAGUCGCCCAAGUGCUUCUCUUUCAGCCCUUCCUGCCCCGCCUCGCCUGGCAGUGGUGCCUCGUCCUGCAGCCCGCUCAGCCCCAUGGUGGCGGAGACAUUCACCUGGCCUGACGUGCGGGAGCUGCGCUCCAGGUACUCCUUCGGCACGGCCUUUCCCGGCCCGCGCCGGCCCGCCCCAGUCAACAGGAGCCGGUCGGCGCCAGAGAAGAUGGCGGCAGAGCUGCCAGGAGGCGUCCUGGGACAGGAGGGCUGGCGCGGGCUGGAGCAGAGCCCUGGGAGGGGCCGGGGCAUUGAGAGCCCAGACCCCAGUGCCCAGCAACGCCAGAGGAACCAGAGCGCUGGCUCACUGCGCAUCACCGCUGAGGCCAUGCUGGGCGACCAGCGGGUCAUCGUGCUGGAAAAGGUGCCGUGCGGCGGGGACCCACCUGCCCCCGAAGACCCACCCGAUGCCGCCAGCUACGUGCAGAUCCGCUCGCCCACCUCGCGGGAGAGGAUCUCGCUCAAGGCCGUGGCGGAGCGCUGCAAAGCCUACCAGGAGUCGGACGAAUACCUGCGGCGGGAGGAGGGCUGGGCCGCAGGCUGGGAGCAGGCAGCUGCCAGCCAGCAUGGCCGCGUGAGGAACCUGCGAGAGAAGUUCCUGAACCUGAACUCUGCCAGCUGAACAGGCGCCUGGCCUGCCCGGCUCAUGGGGGGGAGGCCGGACUUGUGUACAUAGCGAGCGCCUUCCUCCUCCCCCAGCCAACGCCACCCACCCCGAUGGGACUGAACUCCCCGAACCAGGCCGGGCCAUGGCCAGAGACCUGCUCUCAUUAGGGGCUCUGUGCUGAAGCAUGCACCAGCAGAUCCUGGGCUGGCAGGAGCAGCGGGCAGUGCCCCCCACCAGGACCUUGGUGCAGAGUCUGCCCACCACCCUGGGGCUGAUCCCUACAGGCAUGAGGGGCUGUGCUGCUGGCCAGUCCUGGAGGAGGAGGUUGAAUUGCUCUCCGCUGUGCUGGGUGAAAGGGAGCAUGGUGUAUGUGGGUGCCCCACGCAGGGCGGUUGUGUUGGCUAUACACACACUUCAGUGCAAUAAUCACACCUCUCGCCUCCUGCCUGCCUCCUCAUGUCUCCUGCAGCCUCGGCGCCGCUGCUCUUCGGGGAGGGGGAGACAGGGCGGCCUAGUGGGCAGGCGCCAUCUCGCUGUGUGUGCAGCACCUGGCUCACGGGGCCCCUGCACUCGCUGGUGCCACAGUACAGUCACCACCCCCAUGCACCAUGAGACCGGGUGGGCCACCCAGGCUGAGAUUGCAGUGGGCAUGCAGUAGGGUGGGUUCAGUGCCACCUCGGGGUGCUGCCAGACACCACUCCACAGCCACUCCUGUUUGCUGCGGGCCAGCGGGAGGGAGGGGGCGGCUGAGGCCUGUCCUGUGUACAGUAGCAGCUGGCAUAACCCAGGCUAACAGCGGUCUACCCUGCUCUGCCCUCGCAUGGCUGCGUGGCACGGAGAGGUUGGGCUCCCUUAGCCUAGGCACUGAGUACACCCAGCCCCCAGCGGGGGUCCCGCUCCACAUGGAGCACUGCGCUAUCUCCGGCAGCAUGGCACGUGCCGGGAUUUCCAAGGCGGAGUGGUGGCAGCUGUUGCCUGGGGACCUCGGCCUGCCCUGUGCCCCUUGCCAAGCUGCUGGGCUGUCCCCUCCCUGUCCAGCACCCCACUGGGUCUUACAGUCCCAGCCCCGGAUACUCAGGGCCUGGAUGGAAGGGCCUUUCCGGCCCCAGGGAGGCCAUGCCAGCGGGUGGGGGCGCCCUCUGUCUGCCUGAAGCCCAGGGUGGGUCUAGCCACCGGUGCCACUGCCCCCAGACCCCACUACAGGAUCGGUGUCAGCAAAGGACCCAUGCCACUGGCGCCGAGGUUUGGGCCCGAGCCUGGGUCAGGGAAUGGGGUCUGUGUUCUUGGGGGGGCCCACACCUCCCCAAUACCGUGCUGACCGCCAGCCCCACAUCUCCCCAAUACUGCACUGGUGGGCUGCCCCACACCUCCCCAAUACCGUGCUGACCGCCAGCCCCACAUCUCCCCAAUACUGCACUGGUGGGCUGCCCCACACCUCCCCAAUACCGUGCUGACUGCCUGCCCCCCACCUCCCCAAUACCGUGCUGACCGCCAGCCCCACAUCUCCCCAAUACUGCACUGGUGGGCUGCCCCACACCUCCCCAAUACCGCACUGACCGCCCACUGUACAAACCCCCCAGCCCAGAUCCAGCACUGUGCCUGUCCCUCCAAUAGACCAUGCUGCAGCUGCCACAUGCCCCCAGGUACAGCACCCCGCAAACCUCACUGUACAAAUGCCACAUGCCCCCUGAUAUCUAACUGUACAAACAGCCCCCACUGUGUUACGGUGCAAACACCCCUGUCCUGAUAUAUCACUGGGCAAAGGCAUCCCCAAAACUUCUCUGUACAAAUGCCCCAGCUCCCAAUAUCACUGUGAAAACACCCCGAUAUGCUCCUGGAUAAGUGCCUCUCAUCCCCACCCUGUAGCACUGUGCAAAUGUCACAUGCCCUGAGAUCUCACUGUGCAAAUGCCCCAGACCCAAUAUAGCCCUGUGCAAAUACCCCAAUAGAUCAUUCUGCAAAUGCCACUCCCUGAUAUUGUACAAACACCCCCAAUAGACCACUGUGCAAAUGCCCACUGCAUGCCCCCAGUAUCACUGUACAAACACCCCACUUCCCUGCUAUGGCACUGUAUUAACACCCCAGACCCCCAAUAUAUCCCUUGCAAACACUCUCCAAUAUAUAUCACUGUACCAAUGCCACAGGCCGCCCCCCCCCCACUAUCUCACUGUGCAAACACUGCAAGAGAACCCUGUACAAACGCAACAUGCCCCCCUAGUAUAGCACUAUGGCAGUGCCCCUCCCACUAGAUCACUGUGCAAACACUAUAGCCCCCUGCCCUAUAGCUCACUCUGCAAGUGCCACACCCUCCUGCUAUUGCACUGUGACAAUGACACCCGCCACCCCUGGUACAUCACUACGCACACCCAUGGCCUGCUGGUAUAGCACUGUGGCAAUGCACCCUCCUGAUAGAUCACUGUGCAAACACUACAGGAUCCCCCGAUAGCUCGCUGCACAAAUGCCACACCCGUCUGAUAUAGCACUGUGAAAACUGCCCCCUCCCCCCCAUACAUCACUGUACAAACAUCCAUGGCCCCCUGGUAUAUCACUGCAAAUGCCACACACCUUCCCCAAUAGAUCACUGGACAAAUAUCCCAUGUUUCUGCUAGAUCCCUGUGAAAACACCCCCCCCCCCACACCCCACAUAUCAUUAUACAAGCACCAAUAGAUCACUGGACAAAGGCCACACUCCCCCACCCCAGUAUAUCACUGUCGGCUGCUCUGUGCAGGGGCUGGGCCUGGCCCCAGAGCUGAUGGGAUGUAUGGGCACGUGACCCGCUGGUGAGUGUGUUAUAGGCCUCGCUCUGGGCUGAGCCCUGGAGGCCAGGAGUCUGUGACAGCUGCUUCCUAUGUAGCCCUGGCACUUUACUGGGAACUCCUAGGUCUGUCUCCAAUGUGGCAGCAGCCAGCACCCCCGUGAUGGCCACCAGCCCGGUUCUGUCCAUGGUGGGGAAGUUAUUGCUGGUCCCGGCCUCUGUGUUUCAGCCUUUCUGCCUGGAACUGUCACCGUCACGCACGUGUCUGGCUAGCUAAAGGCCUUUUAUGGUGCCCAUCACCAUUGUAUCUGAGUGUCUCCCCUCUGCAGUGCUGCGAUGCCCGUGGGACAGGCGGGGAGCUGGGACUCGGAGACAUCAGGCAGGCUUGGCUUCAUGGAACAUGCACUGGGGCAUUUAGCUGGUGCCAGCCCCACAGGGUCUGCAUGAGCCAGUGAGUGUGCACCGCACCGGGGCACUGGCGAAAUCACCUCCCUCCAAGCCCUGAGAGCACGUCCGCACCACAGACCACCGUGUGGUGGCACCCCAGCAUGGCCCAGAGGAGACGGGGACCCAAGUCCCUGCCACAUUACAGCCUCCGUGUGGCACCGCAGGGCACGGCCACCCUGCAGCUGGAGGGGGCUUGGAGCACAGGUGUGCCUGUGCCAGCUUUCAUCUCACGAGGGGCGUGAUGGGGCAGCCCUGGGGACCUUGGCUAGGCACGGGCCACCAGCUCUUUGCUGCUAUUUGAGCACAGUGGGGUGGAGCAGAUGAAACCGGUGUUACACAGCUGGGUCUAAGUGAGCCGCCGUGGGCGUAGCCAGGCUGUAAUCGCAUCUGCCCAGGCAGAAAUACCCCAUGUCAUCUGCCCGGGCCACGCCGGUCGCCAGCCUACACCAGAGCAGGGAACCGGGCCCAGGUCUUCCAGCAUCUCAGCCAGUGCCCUGACCACUGCUCUGCACUUGGCACGCUGCAGCAUGGCCCUCACCCCAAAGCAGGAGCGAGUGCCUAGCACAGCAGGCUGGGUGUUAGGGGUGUGGAGCCCUGGGAGGGCAGGUGGGCAGGCUACUACCAGACGCUUUCCAAGGGGGCCUUAGGGAGCUGCCCCCAGUUGCAGUGGGCCUGGGCUCAGACAUGGUUUGGCCCUGUUGCCAAUUCCCAGCCUAGCACCAGCUGCCAGGCGUGGGCUGAGCCCAGUUCUCAACUUCUCUCUGGUUCGGCCUCCAGAAAAGUCGCUGGAGGACAUUUCCAGAGGUGCCUCAGGGCCAUUGGUGAAGCUCUUCAGGCACCUACAGAUGCAGAGCUGCACCUAGGGGCUUUUCAAAUCCCCACUCGGCACCUCGCUGUAUCUGCAGGUGCCUAAAACCCUUCAUAAAUUGGUCCAGGAGCCUAAACCCCCUUGGCUUUCCCAGAGACUUGGGCUCUCAAGUCCCUUAGCUGCUUUGGGAAAUGUUGCCCUUGGGCCUGUAAAAAGGCCUGUCCUCUGUGCGCUGCUUCCCCAGCCCCGGUGGUUCCUGGCUGGUUGAGCCAGCACCGUUCAGCUGACGCGCCCUUGCCAGCUAAUGCACGGGAGCGUUGUUAUCGCAGAUGCUCUUCCACAGCAGCAGGGCUCCCUGCGGGUUCGCCGGGAUUCCCCCUGCUUUGCACCGAAAUGGCCUUCCACAGACCCCUAGGAGCGUAGGGCGGGUUGUGCCCUCUAGUCCUGCCCCUGUGCCGAGGCAGAACCCCAGACCAGCCCUGACGGGCACCUGCCCACCCUGUCUUAAAACCUCCACAGCCUGCCUGGGUAACCCACUCCAGGGCCUAAUAUCUAGCCUGACUCUUCUGUACAGUACUGCAAAUUAACCUCAUGGCGGCCCGUGAACCCAUGGUUGGGGGAGCCUAGCCCCCUGCCCCACUCCCUUCUGCCUGAAGCCCUGCUCCUACUGGGCUCCCACCAUCCCCUGCUCUCGCCCACCAGGGCCAGAGGAGCCCUGAGCCCCCCACUGUGGCCAGAGGAGCCUGGCUGGCCCGGCCAAGCCGCCCCACGCACUGGCCCGCUUACCCAAGCCGCCCCGGUCCACCUGCCCGAGCUGCCCUGGCCCACCGGAGCCCUGGCCACCCAGAGGAGCUCUGAGCUCCGCCACGGCCCAGCCCAGUCCAGGGGCGGGAGGAUUAACAGAGGUUUAAGCCUCCAUUACGUGCCACCCUUGUUCCUCCUCCUACCCUUGGUGGCCAUGGAGACCAAUCGAUCGCUGUCCCCCUUAUAACCACCUUUGCACCUCUGAAGCCUGUUCUCAGGUCCCCUUGCAACCUUCUCUAGACCAAACACACCCAGUCCUCAAAGCCUUCCCUCCUAGGCUAAGUUUGCUAAACCUCAGACCAUUUUUGUCGCUCUCCUCUAGAUUCUCUGACUUCGUGCACAUCGCUGUCUACGUGUGCUGCCCCAGACAGGGCACAGGCCUCCAGCCAAGGCGUCCCCCAGUGCUUUGUCUGACCCUUGUGUGAAACCCGCUGGGUAAGAUCAAAACAAGAUGCCUCCGCCAGAGAGGGGUUUGGCUUGUUUAUUUCUUAGAAAAACACCAUUAUUAAAAUGCUUUGCAGCACUGUCUGGAGGUUUAGCUGUUUCUAUGCACAGUGGAAGUACGUGACAGCGGGUCGAACGUGGUGCCUAGCCAGCAGGAAUCAACGAACCAACUCAAGCAACGUGACCCCCUUCCCCUCGGAGAGCUGCUCUGGCUGUGCGUCCGUCUUCUGCAAUCAGUGGGGCUCCAGCCCCCCCCCAUGCAUGUCUGCCCUGAGCCUGUGCCCACCAUCUGUGCGGGAGUGCUGUGCAUGCUGGGAAAGCAGCCUUGUGGAGCAGAGAUCCUGCUGAGAUGAAUUCAGCCGGAAGGAGGAGAGGGCAGUAAUGGUCCAGGUGUCAAAUGGCUUCACACUGGGUAAAUCUGAUGAUUUCCGGGUGAAUCCAUCCAAUGCUGCUAGGUGUAAUCGGGGGGGAGGGCGGGGCUGCGAUGACAAACGAAAGGCGUUUGAACCCAGCAACACACGGAAAGGGCUGGAGCCAAGACCUGCCACAUGAAGCCUUCCACAGGCAGGAGGCGUGGAGG
Messenger RNA from Gopherus evgoodei (Goodes thornscrub tortoise), 9874 nucleotides. RefSeq names its product pleckstrin homology and RhoGEF domain containing G3 (gene PLEKHG3). The transcript has 18 exons. The coding region runs from base 97 to 4050 and encodes 1317 amino acids. The record is from RefSeq and is a predicted model, not a curated record. Lineage: Eukaryota; Metazoa; Chordata; Testudines; Testudinidae. Gene Ontology annotation, molecular function: guanyl-nucleotide exchange factor activity.